Helianthus annuus (common sunflower) is the source of this 1165-nucleotide messenger RNA. RefSeq names its product glutathione S-transferase T3. The record is from RefSeq and is a predicted model, not a curated record. The coding region runs from base 130 to 1035 and encodes 301 amino acids. Lineage: Eukaryota; Viridiplantae; Streptophyta; Magnoliopsida; Asterales; Asteraceae. The transcript has 2 exons.
UUUGCCGUUAAUAAAGAUAACACCCUCUUGUCCUCCUUUAUUUAUUUCCGUAGUCCAUAUACGCAAUUUAAUUUUCCGAUUCACAGAGCCAGCCAGCCAGCCCUCUGUUUCGCUAUAAACCCUAGUGAAAUGGCAGAGGACACUCAGCAACGAGCGGAGGACAAUGUUUACGUAGAUAAGAAGAAAAAGAUGAAGAAUCCGUGGAUACCUGAUGAAGAGAAGUUUUUAGCUACGGUGUAUCUUAAAAUAUCCGAGAAUCCCACAGUAGGAAACGGGCAACACGUUACUGCUUUUUGGAACCGAGUCGUGUUGUACUUUCGACAGAACACCUCGUUUACCAUCGACAGAACGAAAGAUCAGCUCACGAGUAAGUGGACCGAUAUGAACAAAAAGGUCGGUAAGUUUAACGAGAUCAUAACAAACUUGAAGAGAGAUUGUAAAAGUGGUCAAUCUGAAGAGGAUAUCCUUCCGCUUGCCCUUACUAGAUACAAACAAGACGUCGGGCGGGAUUUCAGUCUCUGGCACGUGUGGAUUCUGCUUAAAGACUCGCCGAAAUGGAAAGCGCCCGUUUUAACCGACCAAACAAGCAAAAUCAAAAGCAAAAGCAAAAGGUUAAAAACGUCUAAGACCGGGGUGUACACGUCGUCUUCACACGCACAUGGUUCAGUAAACCUGGAAACGGAAGAUGAUGAAGUUGAGCUUCAACAUCCACCUGGUAAAAAGUCAACCCAUCAAGAAGGAAAGUCAGAUGCUACAUCGUCAUCAACCGGAUCCAAAUUACAUGAGGCACUUGUGCAAAAAGAAAUUAUGGAUCUUGCGAAUGGGUCCAAAGUGCAGCCCGAGAAGGAUGCUGGUUUUCGUCAGUUUCAUGAAAGCUUGCUUCAGCUCACGAGUCUGGAACUUGAAAAACGAGAGGAUAAGGAUUUCCAGUUCCUGUUGAUGGAUACGAGCAAGUUGACAGGAGUAGAUCUUGAACUCGUUCUACAACGUAAGGAUCGAAUUAGAAAAAAAUAUGUGACGAAAUAUGGACUGUAAUAUAUUGUUUUUAAGUAUUGUGUAUAAGUAACUAGUAUUGUAAGGCCUGUGCUAUAAUGAAGGCUUGUGUAUACAACCUAUGUAACAUCCAUUUUCUGUUCACUAAACAACCAUUAUCUUCCACUUUCAA